AUGAGCCGGAACACCUUUAAAGUCCUGCUUUGCCUUGUCACUGCUGCUGUCUCCGUUCAUGCACAGGCAGCUGCAUACGCUCAAUGUGGUGGUAUCGGUUGGACUGGCGCUACAACUUGUGUGAGCGGCUCAACUUGCGUCGCACUGAGAUACCGGUCAUUCGUAGCUCAAUGUGUACCUGGUAUCGUCUCUUCGACUACAUCUACCCCCACCGCGUCGUCAUCUGCGCCGUCAAGCUCAGGGAGCUGUGUACCCAAUAGCCCACCAUCCACGGCGGGUCAACUGAAGUUCACUGGUGUGAACAUCGCCGGAUUCGACUUCGGUUGCUCGUCUGAUGGCACGUGUAAUGCGAGUGGCGCCUACCCGCCCUUAACUCAAUACUAUGGUGCUGAUGGCGCGGGACAGAUGCAACACUUCGUGAACGACGACGGUUUCAAUACCUUCCGCCUUCCAGUCAGUUGGCAGUUCCUGACCAACGAUAUUCUGACUGGUGUCAUCAACGAAGACAAUUUCACCGAGUAUGACGCCUUAGUUCAAGCCUGCCUAGACGCGGGUGCCUACUGCAUUAUUGAUGUUCACAACUACGCCCGAUGGAAUGGCGAGAUAAUUGGUCAAGGUGGUCCCAGCGACGACAUGUUUGCAUCCAUCUGGGCCUCGAUAGCUGCCAAAUACGCUGACAACUCCAAGAUCAUAUUCGGAGUAAUGAACGAGCCGCACGAUGUUCCGGACAUCAAUUUGUGGGCUGGCAGCGUCCAGGCCGCGGUUACUGCUAUUCGAAACGCCGGUGCUACGACACAAUACAUUUUGCUUCCCGGAAACAACUGGACGAGCGCCGCAACUUUCAUCAGCAACGGCUCGGCGGAUGCUCUGAACAAAGUUGUCAACCCAGACGGUACGAAGGACUUGCUCGUCUUCGAUGUUCAUAAGUAUCUCGACUACGAUAACUCCGGCACGAACUCGGAGUGCGUCACGAACAACAUUGCGGACGCUUGGGAGCCGCUUACCCAGUGGCUCCGAUGUAACGGCCGUCAAGCUUUUAACACCGAAACCGGCGGGGGGAAUGUUGCGUCUUGCGCACAGUACAUGUGCGAACAGGUUGCGUAUCAGAAAGCCAACUCGGAUGUUAUUCUCGGAUAUGUCGGAUGGGCUGCGGGGAACUUCUACCAAGGUUAUGUUCUGAGCGAGGUCCCUACGGGCCAGAGCGGCGGCACCUGGACAGAUACUCUCCUUGUUUCGAGCUGCCUAGCACCGAGUGCCAACAUAGCGCCCAGCGCUGAGGCAUAA
Molecule: messenger RNA, 1284 nt
Organism: Punctularia strigosozonata HHB-11173 SS5
Lineage: Eukaryota; Fungi; Basidiomycota; Agaricomycetes; Corticiales; Punctulariaceae
Product: endoglucanase
Exons: 16
Coding region: 1-1284 (427 amino acids)
Biological process (GO): glucan catabolic process
Cellular component (GO): extracellular region
Molecular function (GO): hydrolase activity, hydrolyzing O-glycosyl compounds; cellulose binding
Source: RefSeq, a predicted model, not a curated record